Molecule: messenger RNA, 867 nt
Organism: Ascochyta rabiei
Lineage: Eukaryota; Fungi; Ascomycota; Dothideomycetes; Pleosporales; Didymellaceae
Exons: 2
Coding region: 1-867 (288 amino acids)
Biological process (GO): snRNA modification
Molecular function (GO): O-methyltransferase activity; snRNA binding; RNA methyltransferase activity
Source: RefSeq, a predicted model, not a curated record
AUGGCCACCGACUGGGGAAACUACACCGACUACACCGGUCCAUCACGAGCACCGGGCUCCGCCACGCAUAUACUGGACGCCCGUCUAAACCUGCUCACCACACUGGUCCCGGCUAUCUUCACUGCGAAGACUUGCCUGGAUAUUGGUUGCAACGCUGGGCACGUCUCCUGCCAACUAGGUGUGUGGAAGGAUCCCCCUGGCUCUUUUCCCAUAAGCGACUAUACCUCCAUGCUUCUCAUAUUGACCCGUGCUGUAGCCCUCGACUUUCAUGCAGCAUCAGUCACUGGCGUUGACAUCGAUUCGAAGCUAGUUGCUCAGGCCGAGAGCCUUUGGGCUCUACGCUCUUCACGUGCUCGUCCCCCAACUGGACCGUCACAGCGCACCGUGGACUACUAUCCCGUGUCGGCAAUCCUUACCCAUGGAUAUCGCAUCGAGCCGAAGAGCAAGGGCUCACGCACCCCAUCGUCCGUGUCAACUGCUUCAGAUUGGCCUUGCGUGCAAUUCGUCUCCGCAGAUUGGCUUGCAUCGGCAGACCGGGCAAUCUCAGGCCCAUACGACGUGAUUCUGGCCCUCAGUGUCAUCAAAUGGAUCCAUCUGGAGCAUCUCGAUGAGGGCCUGAGGGCCUUCUUCAGCAAGUGCGCGUCAUGCCUCCGUUCUGGCGGGUUUUUGGUAAUUGAACUGCAAGCCUGGAACUCGUACGAGAAAGCUGUUCGCCCGAAUCAUUCGCCACACUUCAGCGAGAACCUGAAGCAGCUCGUAUACCGGCCUGAAACAUCUUUCGACGGCUUGCUGGAGGAGCACAGUCUGAGACUUUGCGCUUCAUCGACUGACCUACCACGACGCAUCAACGUCUAUCGUAAAGACUGA